This is a messenger RNA of Elaeis guineensis (African oil palm), 974 nucleotides long. Its product is annotated as peptidyl-prolyl cis-trans isomerase CYP21-1. Gene Ontology annotation, biological process: protein folding; protein peptidyl-prolyl isomerization. Gene Ontology annotation, cellular component: cytoplasm; intracellular membrane-bounded organelle. The record is from RefSeq and is a predicted model, not a curated record. Gene Ontology annotation, molecular function: peptidyl-prolyl cis-trans isomerase activity; cyclosporin A binding. NCBI's taxonomy places the organism in Eukaryota, Viridiplantae, Streptophyta, Magnoliopsida, Arecales, Arecaceae.
UUUCUUCUUACUCGCUAAUCUCACGCGAUCUAUUCCGGAAAUUUAUCACACCCGAGGCUCGAAGGUGAUCACUGGGGUGAUGGUGGCGAGAGAGAGGGAGGGAGGAAAGUAGAGGAAAGAGUGAGGGGGAGUGGAAAGGAGAAGGUCGCGAUGCUUCAGAAAGCCCUCAUCGCAUUCGUCGUCCUCGCCAUCGUCUUUCUCGCCUUCUCUAUCUCCCACAGACCGGUCCAGCAGGACAUUAGAGUGGAAAAAGAGCCUGAAAUAACUCAUAGAGUUUACUUCGAAGUUGAUAUUGAUGGUCAGCGUACAGGUAGAAUUGUCGUUGGACUAUAUGGAAAAGUGGUGCCAAAAACUGUUGAAAAUUUCAGGGCCCUUUGCACAGGUGAGAAGGGCAAGGGAGCCAGUGGAAAGAAUCUUCACUACAAGGGAACACCAUUUCACCGCAUAAUAUCUGGUUUUGUGAUUCAAGGUGGUGAUAUCAUUCAUGGGGAUGGCAAGGGUAGUGAAUCUAUAUAUGGUAGCACCUUUCCUGAUGAGAACUUCACCAUAAAGCAUUCACAUGCAGGUAUUGUCUCCAUGGUGAACUCUGGGCCAGAUUCGAAUGGAUCCCAGUUCUUUAUAACCACUAUUAAAGCAAGCUGGUUGGAUGGAGAACAUGUUGCCUUUGGUAAGGUAAUUCAAGGUAUGGAUACGGUCUACGCAAUUGAGGGGGGAGCAGGAACGUACAGUGGGAAACCAAGGAAGAAGGUCAUCAUUGUUGACUGUGGGGAGAUACCCAGAAGCAAAUGGGAUGAGGAAAGCUGACCAAUUAGCAGCUGUCAUUUCGUAGCAAUGUAAAGCUGAUUCUGUAAUAGUAUGAGUUUGGCAGGCUCCUUGAGGCCCGGUUUUCGCUUAACCUGUAUGACCUUGUACCAAUUAAAAGAACAUAAAUCUGAAUCAAAAAAUGGAAGGUUUUCCCUGCUAAGUAGUUGGCA